CCUAAAGACAUGGGAAGAUUGAUCAACUUGCAAUAUCUCAAUAUCAGGAACACGAAGUUGGCGCUGAUGCCACCAGGAAUGGAAAAUUUGGAAAAUCUCCGGAUAUUAACAGAUUUUGUUUUAGGCAAGCAAAAUGGUUCAAGCAUUAAUGAGUUGGGAAAGCUCGAGCAUCUAUGUGGAAGACUUGCCAUUUCGGGUUUACAAAAUGUAGCGUGUGCAAGGGAUGCCAAAGAGGCCAAUUUGAAGGGUAAGAUGAAGCUUAAGGAGUUGGAGUUGAUGUGGGGUCAAGAUGAUCAUGUUGCUGAUGAUUCAAAGCAUGAUAGAGAAAUACUUCAACAACUGGAGCCUUAUACAAACUUGGAGCAUCUUGUCAUUAGCUUUUACAGAGGUACAAGAUUUCCAGAAUGGGUGGGGCAUGCUUCAUUUUCAAAUGUAGUUUCUUUGCUCUUAAGCCAUUGUAAAUUUUGUCUCUCCUUGCCACCGCUUGGGCAAUUAUCAUCCUUGAAAUCUCUCUCCAUUAUAGGGUUUGCCGGAGUAGUAACUGUCAGUGAUGAGAUUUAUGGGCACUGUGAUGCGUUGAGUAAACCAUUUGGAUCUCUUGAAACUCUAAGAUUUGAGGAUAUGCCUGAGUGGGAAGAAUGGAUUUGUUUAAAAGAAGAAGCCUUUUUGCUUCUCCAAGAGCUACACAUUGAAGAUUGUCCCAAGUUAACCAAGUUUCUACCAAAGCACCUUCCCUCUUUAAUGAAGCUUAAUAUUUUAGGAUGUCAGAAGCUUGGAGGUUUGCUUCCUAGGGCACCAAGAAUCUCUGAACUUAAUUUGCUGGAAUGUGACACAUUGCAAUUGGAGCAGAUGUUGCAACAUUGCACUCAUCUUGAAAAGUUGGCUAUACAGGAUUGUUCUGAUCUCAGAUCACUUCCUGAAGGUGCACUACCCACUACGCUAAAGGAACUGAGUAUCAAUGGUUGUGAUGACUUGGAUUAUUCCAAAAUCCACUUGUAUACAUCCCUUGAAUCCUUGAAAAUAGAAGGUGGGUGUCAUCCACUAGAAUCUUUCCCAUUAGGGUCAUUCCCUAAGCUUAAACAUGUUUAUUUCUCCGACUGUGAAGAGCUGAAGUCAAUUCCUUCAUUGGAGGGCCAUCACCAGCAUCUUGCAUGUCUCAAUUCUUUGGAUAUCCAUUCUUGCCCCAAUUUUAUAUCCUUUCCCGAAGUGGGAUUAUCUGCCACCAAUUUGACCAUACCUGUGGUUUCAGCGUGCAUGAAUUUAAAGUCAUUUCCGGAGCAAAUGCACUCCCUCUUCCCAUCCCUUAAAUAUUUGGGAAUAGCCUAUUGUCCAGAAAUGGAGUCAUUUCCACAACAGGGUUUACCCUCCAAACUAAAAACUGUUGUAAUUGAAAAAAGUGAUAAACUAAUUGUGAGCAUGAAAAGGAGGGAAUGGAGUCUGCAAGCACUCCCUUCACUUACAGAGUUCACAAUCAUAGGUGCAGAAGAGAUAGAGUUUUUUCCAGAUGAACAUCUGUUGCCUUCUUCUCUUACCCAUCUUUACAUAUUGGAUCUUCCAAAACUUAAGUCAUUGGACUAUAAGGGCUUUCAACACCUCACCUCUCUUCACCAAUUGUAUAUCCAGAAAUGUCCGAUGCUCCAAUCCAUGCUUCCAAAGAGGCUCCUUACCUCUCUUUAUCAUCUACACAUUUACGAAUGUCCAUCAUUGAGAGAACAUUGCAAAAAGGGGAAAGGUGAAGAUUGGUCUGCGAUUUCCCAUAUCCCUGCCAUUCGGAUUGAUGAGGAACUCAUUAUGUAGCAGGAUCCAAAGGUCUCAAAGGCUCUCUUUGCCAUAAUUAAUGCAAUCUAACUCAGCCUGCCAGGAUCGUUCUUUCAAAUAUCAGUUGCACAUUCUGAUUUAUGAUUCCCAUCCAAAUGAAGUUCUUCUUGCAUGAUUUGCUUUAGUCUGGAGCUACAGGAGCUCAUUUAUUCCAUCCCAGAAUUAUCCACAUUAAAGUUUUUGAUGGUUCAAUGGCUUUGCGUCUAGCUUUGUGUAUUUCACUUGAAAUUUGAAUUUCCUUUAGCUGCGAAGAUGAUGUGCACAAAUUUCAAAUCAAAAAAGAAUAAGGACUUCAACUCCUUCGUCUCUUGUGUAGAAUGAAAUCAGUGACUCUCAUAUCCUCCAGUUCAUACCAGAAUCCCUGUCUUCCUUUCUAUGAAUAUUCAGUUCAAGGGUUAGUCAAACAACUUGGACAGCUGCAUCUUUUCAAAGAUCUCUCCAUUUGAGGGAUUUCCUGUCUAGCAACUGUGGAUUCUAACUUCUAUGGGAACAGGAUUUUUCUGAAGACAAAUGAAGAAUGUGGCAGCAUUCUCUCAUCUUGAAGAACUUUACUUAAGGCUGUCCUAAGCUUAUCAAGGUCUUACCCUUUUGAUGAAACUUCAGAGUAAGGAAUGGAGGCAGAUUAUGGUUAUGAGUUAACUUCCAAUUGCAUCAAUCUGUGAAUUGGAGUAAGCUGAAUUUGGUUUGCUGCCUUUUGAGGGACUGCUUUGUGGAAUGAGGAAUCUCCUCCCUCGUUCCACUCCUGCCAAAGAGUAAAUAAGAUAAAUCUGCAUGAUGAGGUGUAAAUAAGAGAAUGCAAUAAUCCCAGGUCAAGCAACGAGUAUAGCAUCAUUCAUAUGACGAGUUGGAUAGCUCCCUACUUCUCUCUGGUUUUUUUGCAACAAGUUUGUGUUAGCUACUGUGAUCAAUAAGCAUGGCAUCAACCUCAAAUUUGUUGCAAUCUUUCUAAAGACUUGCUGGCAUGUUCCGUUUAACACCUUUCUCAUUUGGUCUAACUUAGAAGUUGAAGAAAGAGAGGAUUUAUUGCCAAUGACACCUUUGUCUGCAAAACAACAGCUUAAAGUGUUCACAACAGAUCAAUGAAAAUUUUAUGUUAUUCACCUUUCAUGAAUGUUCUUGGAUUUGAUAAUCAAUUCAUACCAGAAACAAGGAUGUUAAUAUUGCAUUGUUUCCUUCAGAUUAAGAAAUCGUUCUUUGCUUUUGGUUUCUAGAGGGAGGAUGGCUAUAUUGCACUGCCCAAUUCUCUGGAAAAUGAACAGUCUUGUGAUCUAAUGACUUAAGCUGGACAGGUCAUUGUUCCUUUCCUUCAUAAGUUUUCUUUGAGAGACCACUCGAAUCAAAGUAACUUGAAUUUCUCUCUCCAUUGCACAAUAGCCUGCGGAUUGCAAGGGAAUACUGGAUUUCAUCCUGGAAGAGGUGCUCAACCUUUCCAGAAUCGCCAGCCAGCUGAUCACAGAAAACUUUGCUACGUGAAAUGGAAACCAGAUCAGCUUGUGCCAGGACACUUUGUUUUGUUUAUGCCUUAGAUGAUUCCAUGUAUCAGCAAUAUUAAAUUACCAGAUUUUGAGGCCAUCCAUACAAUACCAUCUGUUCCACCAUCUUCUGGGAUGAGCAGCAUUGCUUUUGCUGUAUCUCUUAGUUUGAGAAUCUUCCUCCAGCUCCAGCUGCAUAUCCUUGGUACACUGCUUGCCAGGUAUUAUGUGAGGAAUGCCUCAUCACUUGCUUCCUGCUGCGUUUGAAAUCCUGUUGCAAAUUUGAGUUGAUUAUUAUCAUUUAUUUGAGUUUCUUCCACAUCCAUAUUUACUUUGUUGUAGAGCUAAAAAAGAAGUUUGCUUUCUUUGUGAUAUGGGUACCAAUCACAUGAAAAAUUCAAGAGGUCUACUACUGGCCACGGAGUUUGAAUGUCUUUCCAGCAAGUUCAACAUGCUUUAUUUCAAAUUUGGGCUUGUCAAACCAACAUAGAGGACAAUAUUACAUUUUUGGUAAAAUUGGUGAAUGAUAAGGAUAUCAACUCCUUGCCUAUUUUUAAACUAUAGGAGGUUUAAUUUCGCACACUUUGUGUCUUAACAUGUGAACAUUGUCCUCUGCUUCAAGCAAAUUUGGACAUUUAAUUUUUCACAAUUCUGAAAUUAUUUGGUACGGUUGCACUGACUUUAUAGUAUAUUCAUUUGGUCCUUUGUAGGUUAUCCAUGAAGAAUAAGGUGCAAAGGCCAUUCAUUCCCUGAAGUGAGAUAGGCAGAGAUUGGCAUCAAGUACAUGCGUAACAAGUAUUAAUUGUUGUCAAAGUGGAAAACAGAUGAAUGGUCUGUUUCUUCGCUUCACUAUGACACUAUUUGUAGAAAACAACAAUUUAAAGUGUUCUCAACUAUGAGAUCAAUGAAAAUUUUAAAGCUGUUGACUUUUCUUUAAGGUUCAUUGAUUUUGAUAUCACUUCAUACCAGAAAUAGGAUGUUAAAAUUGCUUCGUUUCCAGCAGAUUAAAAAUUGUUCUUGUGGUUUCUAGAGGAAAAGUGGGCAAGUUUUCCUUCAGGUGCACAUUGAACCCACUGUAUUAUCACUUGGCACAACUAUGGCUACCAUUGAUGCUUUUCUCCGUUAGUGCUGGAAGUUUUGUUUCCAUAACAUUAACGCUUUUUGGGGAAAAAAAAUGAACUGCAGCUAAUGAUCUUCAGUGAUUGUGAAUUGUGUUCCAGGCUGGGUCCAAUUGCUAUUUGAGGUAUGCUUCAUCAGUUGCUUCUUGUUACGUCCGGGAAAUUUGUUGCAAAUUUUCAUGUUAAAGUUAGUUAAGUUCUUUCUGCAUCCAAGUCUACUUUUAUUUGGAGCUGACAAAGAAGCUGUGAUUUUUCAAGAUUUAUUCGCCAUGCAAAUUUCAAAUGGUCUACUACCUGCUACAGCUACAAGUUGAAUCCCUUCGCAGCUAGUUCGAAAUUUGGCUUGUCAAAGCAAACAUAGAAGCUCAUCUUACGUUGUUCACUGACUUCAUUUCGGCGAAUAUAAAUAGGACAUCGGUUCUUUGGAUUUUUGAACUAGAAGAGGUCAAUAACAAUCACAACCUCCAGUUCCAACCACACUGGCCUUCUCAAAACACAAGGACAGCGCCAACACAUUCAACAGAAGGGAUGGCAACUGAAAUUGAAAUGCUUAUGUGAUGCAUGGAAGGGCAAAUCUUGCUCUUGAUCUUGAUGGAGUUUUUUCUUUUUCUCAAGGCAUCCAUCCAGUACUUUACUUCACAUAAUUCGCCUUUUUUAUUGUUAAUUGCUUGUAAAACGGCCCAUAGAUGGGUAGCCCAACCAUUCAGAAAUAGAAAUUGCUAUAAGCCAAAACUUCCCAGUUUUUACUUGGGUAAAUAGCAAAGACAAUAUAAAAGACAAACACAUGCAAUGUUAAUUUGAAAA
Molecule: messenger RNA, 5212 nt
Organism: Durio zibethinus
Lineage: Eukaryota; Viridiplantae; Streptophyta; Magnoliopsida; Malvales; Malvaceae
Source: RefSeq, a predicted model, not a curated record